Lutra lutra (Eurasian river otter) is the source of this 3696-nucleotide messenger RNA. RefSeq names its product tripartite motif containing 46 (gene TRIM46). NCBI's taxonomy places the organism in Eukaryota, Metazoa, Chordata, Mammalia, Carnivora, Mustelidae. The transcript has 9 exons. The record is from RefSeq and is a predicted model, not a curated record. The coding region runs from base 162 to 2945 and encodes 927 amino acids. Gene Ontology annotation, molecular function: zinc ion binding; protein binding.
UUGAGGACCCCCUCCACCAAAAAAGGGAGGGGUACUUCCGGUGGGGAGGGGGUAAGUAGGCGGGCGCUCUUUUCCCCCUCGCUUGGGGAGGGGAUUCUGGCUAGUCGGGUCGUGCCGGGUGAAGGAGCGGGAGGGCCGGACGGUGGGGGGUGCAAACGGGAAUGGGUUCGUGCUGGGGCCCCGAGGAGACGUCCGGGGAAGUGAGGGAUGGAGAAUGGAGGCUGGAGCGGCCGCCGGCCGAGCCGCGGCAGGAUGACGGACGCGGUGAGCAGGAGGACGGAGAGCGCGCGGCGCUGGCUGUAGGGAGGAGUCACGCCGGGAAAGGGGGCGGGGGUCUGCACCCAGCUGCAGAACGGGCGGCGUCCUUGAGAGAAGCUGGUGGCCCGGAGAUGGGGGGUGGGAGCAACGGCCAGGCGAGAGGGGCUGCAGGCCCUGCGCCCGCCCCGGGAGUGGAAGGGGUGGGGCUUGAGGCCAGGGGAGCCAGGUGCUCGGGCCGCGAGCCCCGACCGCCCCUCGGAGGCUCUGGCUCUCCGCGGAAGGGAGACCGGCAGCAGCCGGAGCCGGGAAGGUCUGUGAAUCAGGCCCCGGGCGGGUUCUGGGGAAGAGCCCCAGGUAGCUUGCCCUGCCCCCACCUGAGACCGCUUGGGUUUCUCAGGGCACCUGAGAGGCCGGCUGCGGUGUGCCCCGGGGGUUCCUUGCUCCCACCCGACCUCCUGCUCCCUCCACAGACGAGCAUGAAGAACAUGGAGAAGGAGCUGCUGUGCCCAGUGUGUCAAGAGAUGUACAAGCAGCCUCUGGUGCUGCCCUGUACCCACAAUGUGUGCCAGGCCUGUGCCCGGGAGGUGCUGGGCCAGCAAGGCUACAUGGGCCACGGCGGGGACCCCAGCUCCGAGCCCACCUCCCCCGCCUCCACCCCUUCCACCCGAAGCCCCCGCCUCUCCCGCCGUACUCUCCCCAAGCCAGACCGCCUGGAUCGGCUGCUUAAGUCAGGCUUUGGGACGUAUCCUGGGCGGAAGCGAGGGGCUCUGCACCCCCAGGUGGUCAUGUUCCCGUGCCCGGCCUGCCAGGGCGAUGUGGAACUGGGGGAGCGGGGCCUGGCGGGGCUGUUCCGGAACCUGACCCUGGAGCGCGUGGUGGAGCGCUACCGCCAGAGCGUGAGUGUGGGUGGCGCCAUCCUGUGCCAGCUGUGCAAGCCACCGCCGCUAGAGGCCACCAAGGGCUGCACCGAGUGCCGGGCCACCUUCUGCAAUGAGUGUUUCAAGCUCUUCCACCCCUGGGGCACCCAGAAGGCCCAGCACGAGCCCACCCUGCCCACCCUCUCCUUCCGCCCCAAGGGCCUGAUGUGCCCGGACCACAAGGAAGAGGUGACCCAUUACUGCAAGACAUGCCAACGGCUGGUGUGCCAACUCUGCCGGGUGAGGCGUACCCACGGUGGCCACAAGAUCACACCUGUUCUCAGCGCCUACCAGGCCCUCAAGGACAAGCUGACAAAGAGCGUGACAUACAUCCUGGGAAACCAGGACACAGUGCAGACCCAGAUCUGUGAGCUGGAGGAGGCCGCGAGGCACACCGAGGUGAGCGGUCAGCAGGCCAAGGAGGAGGUGUCCCAGCUGGUGCGGGGACUGGGGGCUGUGCUGGAGGAGAAGCGGGUGUCCCUGCUCCAGGCCAUUGAGGAGUGCCAGCAGGAGCGCCUGGCCCGUCUCAGCGCCCAGAUCCAGGAGCACCGGAGCCUGCUGGACGGCUCAGGUCUGGUGGGCUAUGCCCAGGAGGUCCUUAAGGAAACAGACCAGCCUUGCUUUGUGCAAGCAGCCAAGCAGCUGCACAACAGGAUCUCCCGAGCUACGGAGGCCCUCCAGACAUUUCGGCCAGCUGCCAGCUCCUCCUUCCGCCACUGUCAGCUGGACGUAGGGCGUGAGAUGAAGCUGCUGACGGAGCUUAACUUCCUGCAAGUGCCCGAGGCGCCCGUCAUCGACACGCAGCGCACCUUCGCCUACGACCAGAUAUUCCUGUGCUGGCGGCUGCCGCCCCACUCGCCACCUGCCUGGCACUACACCGUGGAGUUCCGGCGCACCGACGCGCCCGCCCAGCCGGGCCCCGCACGCUGGCAGCGGCGAGAGGAGGUGAGGGGCACCAGCGCCCUGCUGGAGAACCCGGACACCGGCUCCGUGUACGUGCUGCGCGUCCGGGGCUGCAACAAGGCCGGCUACGGCGAGUACAGCGAAGACGUGCACCUGCACACGCCCCCGGCACCCGUCCUGCACUUCUUCCUCGAUGGCCGCUGGGGCACAAGCCGAGAGCGGCUGGCCAUCAGCAAGGACCAGAGGGCGGUGCGGAGCGUCCCAGGGCUGCCCCUGCUGCUGGCUGCCGAGCGGCUCCUCACCGGCUGCCACCUGAGCGUGGACGUGGUGCUGGGAGACGUGGCCGUGACCCAGGGCCGCAGCUACUGGGCCUGUGCCGUCGACCCAGCCUCCUACUUGGUCAAGGUGGGCGUCGGGCUGGAGAGCAAGCUGCAGGAAAGCUUCCAGGGUGCCCCAGAUGUGAUCAGCCCCAGGUAUGAUCCGGACAGCGGGCACGACAGCGGCGCUGAGGAUGCCACAGUGGAGGCGUCCCCGCCCUUCGCCUUCCUGACCAUCGGCAUGGGCAAGAUCCUUCUGGGGUCCGGGGCCAGCUCCAACGCAGGGCUGACAGGCCGGGACGGCCCCGCGGCGAGCUGCACCGUGCCGCUGCCACCCCGCCUGGGCAUCUGCCUGGACUAUGAGCGGGGCCGCGUGUCCUUCCUGGACGCCGUGUCCUUCCGCGGGCUCCUGGAGUGCCCCCUGGACUGCUCGGGGCCCGUGUGCCCUGCCUUCUGCUUCAUUGGGGGCGGGGCGGUGCAGCUCCAGGAGCCUGUGGGCACUAAGCCUGAGAGGAAGGUCACCAUCGGGGGCUUUGCCAAGCUGGACUGACCCUUUCUGGCCCUGCGCCCUCCAGGCCUGCUGGAGCGGGUUAGUCUUUCGACGGCUCCUCCCUAGACUCUUCCUGCCAUGUCGUCCUGUCCCUUCCCCUAUGUCUUUGUAUUCCUGGGCCUUCUCUUGACCGAGGGACUCUCCUCUGCUCACCUUUCUAAACGUCCCCAUUCUCUUCAUUGCCUGUUAAGGCAGGCCCCAGCCCCCAUCAAGUCUCGCCCAUGUCCCGCCUUUGGCAUCCCACCCGAGUCACGGAGAGAGCCCCUUCCCCAUCGCUGUCCCAUGCCCCCCCUCAGGCUGAUUGGGAGGGAAGGCACCUGGAACACAGGGCAUGACCCCAGCUCUGCGCUCUGCUCUCCGCCCUGCCAAGCUCCCCGCCCCACCGAUGCGGAACCACAGUCAGGGCGGGCUUUUUGGCCGGACACUGCCCAGGCCCUCCCUGGUGAGGAGAAGAGGGCCCUGCCAUCCCGCUUGAGUUGUUGGGGCCCCCACAGCCCUCGGCCGCAUGCCUAUACCUCUCCUCCCUCCUUCUGCAUGCUUCACCUGUCCUGUGUCCCCACGCCAACGUGCCGAGUCUCCCGGGGCCCCAGCGGAGGGCAGGUGUCCCCGAUGGGUUGGGCGAGGCAAGGCCUCUGGGGCCCCGCUGCUGUCCCCUGCAGUGGGCACUGCCAGGCCUGAGCCGAGCAACAGCUGGUAUUUUCAUGGUUUAUGAACAAUAAACUAGGUUUCCAGGCACAUCUGUGCCUUCCCU